This is a messenger RNA of Theobroma cacao (cacao), 2216 nucleotides long. RefSeq names its product zinc ion binding / DNA binding protein. The record is from RefSeq and is a predicted model, not a curated record. NCBI's taxonomy places the organism in Eukaryota, Viridiplantae, Streptophyta, Magnoliopsida, Malvales, Malvaceae. Gene Ontology annotation, molecular function: DNA binding.
ACCUCCUGCAACUUGGAUUACCCUACGUUUGUUUUCCGGAAGAAUCCAAACCUCCUCAGUCAAAAAGUUAAAAACAAAGAACAUCUUUUGCUUUGGUUUCUUAAGGACAAAAUCUGUCAACACCUUCUGGCUCUUUGUCUUUGAAGUUUCAACGUACGGAGAAAAGAGAGUAUUUUUGUUUUUUUUGUGGCAAUGAGCAAAAACAAAGGGAAGAAAAAAGUGAAAGCAGAAAAAGAAGAUGAAGCUGAAGAUUGGUGUUUUGUUUGUAAAGAUGGUGGGAAGUUGCUUCUCUGUGAUUUCAAGGGUUGUGGAAAAGCUUAUCAUCCCGUAUGUGUAGGAAAGAAAAAUUCUGUUUUGAAGUCUGAGGGUCGCUGGACCUGCUGCAGGCAUUCUUGUUCUGUUUGCGGCGGUCCCCCUCGGUUUUAUUGCCUCUGCUGCCCUGAUGCUGUUUGCAGGCUCUGUGCAAGAUCAGCUGAGUUUGUGUCUGUUAAGUUGAAAAAAGGACUCUGUAAAACAUGUAUAGAGGUUGCACUACUUGCAGAAAAUAAUGCAGAAUUUAACUCCCAAGGGGUCAAGAUGGAUUUUGAAGAUCCCGAUACAGAAGAGUUCAUGUUUAAAGGUUAUUUGGAGAUAAUAAUGGAGCAAGAAGACUUGACAUUUGAUGAUUUGCAUCGUGCUGCGUUGAAGAAGGAGAAUUAUGACAGUAGCUCAGAUUCUGAUAAGAUUGAGGAUGAAGAUGCUGUAGUGACAAUUUCAGAUGGUGAUAGUGAUACAGAUUUUGCUGUAAUAGAUAAUUCAUUGGGCAAAAGAAAGAAGUCUGAGGUUAGAGAAUAUGUUGGAUGGGGUUCAAAACCUCUCAUUAAUUUUCUAAAAUCUGUUGGCAUUGAUGCAACUGAAAAAUUAUCAAAAUUUCAAGUAGAUAUAAUAAUUUCAAAAUACAUUCUAGAGAAAAACCUUUUUCGUGAGCAAGGGAAAAAGAAGACGGUUCUUUGUGAUGAAAAGCUGUAUUCUCUUUUCCAGAAGAAACAGGUGCACAAGAACAAGAUAUAUGAUCUUUUGGAAGCUCAUUUUGUUGAUACUUUGGGACAGUCAAACUCAGAUGAAAACGAGAAUGAUAGUGGAAGUUGUUCAGGGAAUGAAGAUGAACAUAUUAUUGCAGUAUGCAAGAAGCAGAGAACAUUGAGCACUGAUAAAGUGCCUAUUGAGGAAAAGGUGGACUAUGCAGUCCAAAAGAAUUGUUAUGCUUCUAUAGUUGCUGAAAAUAUCAAGCUCGUGUACUUAAGGAGGAGCUUAGUAGAGGAGCUGUUGAUGCAGUCUGAUAAUUUUGAAGACAAGGUUGUGGGAAGUUUUGUCAGAGUGAAAAGAAUACAUGGGAACUGUUCCAUAAGGACUUCUUUUCAGCUUCUGCAAGUUACAGGCAUAAAGAAAACCUCAAAUGCCAAGGUUGACAGGGGCAUUCUGCUUGAGGUUUCGUGCAUGCCAGUUGAUAUUUGUAUUGACAUGCUUAAUGAUGGUGACAUCUCAGAGGAAGAAUGUGAGGAUUUGCGACAGAGGAUGAAAGAUGGUCUUCUCAGAAAACCUACAAUUGUGGAGCUUGAACAGAAGGCGAAAAGUUUGCAUGAAGAUAUAACGAAGAAUUGGAUUCGAAGACAAUUGGUCAGCUUGCAGAACAAAAUUGAUUUUGCACAUGAGAAGGGACGGAGAUAUAUGUUAGAGCGAUUUUUGGAUGAAAGAGAAAUGCUUAAGAAAUCAUCUGAGCAGCAACGAUUACUGCUAAAGUUGCCUAGGGUCAUUGCAGAGGAAAUUGAGCCUGAUCCAACUGCUAGGGAUUCUUCAGAAAAUAAUUGCUCAAAUGGGUCAGGCAAGCUGCAAUGUCCCGCAGUUAAUCAGGCUGAUGGUGGAGCUUAAUUGCAGAUUCUGGAUUGGCGAAGGAAAUGCUGCAGGUUUUUAACUUGAUUUUCUUUGAUGUCAGCAUCAUUUAUCAUUAUUGGUUUGUGCAUAAUAUUCAAUGGUGAAAUUUUCUGACUCAUAAUUCCCAUACAGCAAAUUUGGUUUUUGGCUUAGGUGAAUAUGGAUUACAGGGUUAACGGUAGCUGCUGUACAGUAAAUAGCAUAAUUUCAUCUAACGGAAAAUCCUAGCAACAUUCUUUUGGAAGUUGGUAUAUUCAACUUUAGGUGGUAAAAGCAAUAUGAUGUUUAAUAGUUUUUAAGUUGCC